ACUUGUCGUACUGGUGGUCGUCUGGUCGCUAUUGGGACGGCAUCGGACGGCCGGCGUGGUGUCCCCUCAAUAGGGGGAGGAAGAGGACGAAGUGCGGAAAAUAAGGAGGCGAUUUCUGGGUUUCUUGCUUUUCAUUGAGCGAGAGGGCGAAGGCGAAAGCGAUGAUGACGAUGUUAAUGAACUUGAUGCAGAAAACCGGGUUUACAUAGAUUUCCAGAGGAGGAAGACACCGUUGUGGUGAUAUUUGCUGCAGCCGCGCUAUAGUUGGCUAGAGAUGCGGGUGAUUUGUCUGCAGGCUGUUUGACUUGUGGAUGAUGGGAUCAAAGGCAGGAUUGUCCCCAUCAUCUUCUGCAGCACCUGCUCCCACAUACAGGUGGGUAGAGACUAGCUGGGAGACAGAAGAGGAUGCACCUGGUCCUCGAUGUGGUCAUACUCUCACAGCUGUUGCAGCGAGGGGUGUGGAGGGUGCUUCCGAUUAUGUCGGACCUCGUUUGGUCCUCUUUGGUGGAGCUACCGCCAUCGAAGGACCCUCGAAUGCAGGCAUCAGACUGGCGGGUGUUACUAAUUCAGUUCACAUUUACGAUGUGCUCACUAGAAAAUGGUCUAGGGCCCAUCCGGCAGGAGAUCCCCCUUCUCCUCGUGCUGCACAUGCUGCUGCUGUUGUGGGUACCAUGGUCGUCAUUCAGGGUGGUAUAGGUCCUGCAGGGCAUUCGACUGAUGACCUGUACGUCCUGGAUUUAACUCAUUGCAAAUUGAAGUGGCAUAGGGUGGUUGUUCGUGGCCCUGGGCCUGGUCCUCGUUAUGGUCAUGCAAUGGAUUUAGUAGGACAGCGUUAUCUUGUUACGGUUAGUGGCAAUGAUGGCAUGAGAGUACUUUCUGAUGCAUGGGCGUUGGAUACUUCACAAAAGCCAUAUGAGUGGAAGCGACUCAGUCCAGAAGGUGACCGACCUUCCGCUAGAAUGUAUGCAACAGCUAGUGCUCGUUCAGAUGGCUUGCUUUUGCUCUGUGGUGGAAGAGAUGCUUCUGGUGUGCCACAAUCGGAUGCAUAUGGGCUGCUAAGGCACAGAGAUGGUAAAUGGGAAUGGACUCUUGCUCCUGGGGUGCCUCCUUCCCCUAGGUAUCAGCAUGCUGCGGUAUUUCUGGGCAAUAGAUUGCAUGUUACUGGUGGUACUCUUAAAGGAGGGCGGACAAUUGAAGGUGAAGCAACUAUUGCAGUUAUGGAUACUGCUGCUGGAGUCUGGGUUGACAGAAAUGGGAUAGUCACAUCCUCCCGCUCAAGUAAAUCAUCUACAGAAAUCAAUCCUUCUUUGGAGCUUUUGUGCCGUUGCCGCCAUGCAGCAGCUUGUGUGGGAAAUCGAGUGUUUAUAUAUGGUGGUCUAAAGGGAGAUGCACUACUUGAUGAUCUUCUCUUUGCGGAAAAUUCAGCUAUCCGAACUGAUGAGGUGAACUCUUUUAGUGGGGCUGACAGAACAACUCUGCCCACCAAAAUUGGUCAGACAAUCAUGACCGAGUCAUCAUAUGUUGAGACAAAGCCAGGUGCACUUUUUGAGACAGCCAUAUCUGGCGCUUCAAGGACUUCUCUUGAAAAGCUAGUGGAGGCUUCUGCUGCUGAAGCUGAGGCUGUUAGCGCAGUCUGGGAAGCUGCAAAGGCUGCAGCUUUAAUGAAUGAAAAUCAUCUCUUAGAUGGACAACUGUCACCACAUCAUGUCAAGGAUGUAUCUCAAGGCUCAGAAACAUCCUCCGAAGCAAGUGACAAAGAUACCCUUGAAACAGAUGUUCGGCUUCACCAUAGAGCUGUAGUUGUUGCUAAAGAGCCGGUUGGAAGCUUGGGUGGGCUUGUUCGGCAGCUUUCAUUGGACCAAUUUGAAAAUGAGAGCAGGCGAACGAACCCCUGGAACAUGGAUCAGGGAUAUGCAAUGAAAAGAAUACUCAAUAAACAGAAAUCCCCUAUUAGCUUGCAUAAGAAGAUUAUAUCCUUAUUGCUGAGGCCUCGUAAUUGGAUGGCUCCGACAAACCGCAACUUCUUUCUGGACUCAUAUGAAGUUGGUGAACUUUGUUAUGCUGCUGAACAAAUAUUUCUGCAAGAACCUGCAGUUUUGCAGUUGAAAGCUCCAGUUAAAGUUUUUGGGGAUCUUCAUGGCCAGUUUGGUGACUUAAUGCGUCUUUUUGAUGAAUAUGGGUUUCCUUCAACUGCUGGAGAUAUAACGUAUAUAGAUUACUUGUUUUUGGGUGAUUAUGUUGAUCGUGGUCAGCACAGCCUGGAGACAAUAACCUUGCUUUUUGCUCUCAAGAUUGAAUAUCCUGAGCAUGUACAUCUGAUCCGGGGAAAUCACGAAGCUGCUGAUAUAAAUGCACUCUUUGGAUUUCGGUUGGAAUGCAUUGAGAGAAUGGGUGAGAACGAUGGAAUAUGGGCUUGGACUCAAUUCAAUCAAGUCUUCAAUGCUCUCCCUCUAUGUGCUCUUAUUGAGAAGAAAAUAAUCUGCAUGCAUGGUGGCAUUGGGAGAUCCAUAAACUAUGUUGAACAGAUUGAGAAACUGGAGAGGCCCAUAACGAUGGAUUCUGGAUCGAUUGUUCUUAUGGACCUACUAUGGUCUGACCCCACUGAAAAUGAUACGGUGGAAGGAUUACGGCCCAAUGCAAGGGGACCAGGCUUGGUCACUUUUGGGCCUGAUAGAGUAAUAGAAUUUUGCAAGAAGAACAAGUUGCAACUUAUCAUCAGAGCUCAUGAAUGCGUUAUGGAUGGUUUUGAACGAUUUGCACAGGGUCAUCUAAUCACUUUGUUCUCUGCGACAAACUAUUGUGGAACGGCAAACAACGCUGGUGCAUUACUUGUAAUUGGUAGGGAUCUUGUGGUGGUGCCUAAACUGAUUCAUCCACUUCCACCUCCUUUUCAGUCACCAGAAUCGUCCCCUGAUCGUUCCAUGGACAUGACGUGGAUGCAGGAGCUUAACAUUCAGAGGCCACCCACACCAACAAGGGGUAGACCACAAUCUUCUAAUGAUCGCUCAUCUCUUGCCUUUAUAUGACUAAAAUUGAUGUUUCAAGUGCAACAGCAGGGUAAAUCUUGAGUGAUGUAUAUGGAAGUAAUUCUUGUUGUAAGCACAUUAUAAAAAACAUGGGAAAUGAGGUUCCUAAUGGUUGGUGGUGCAGCAAUAUGUGAAAAUAAUGCAAGUAAAAUGAAUCCUCUGGAUGUUCGAUUGGCCCAUUCGGUGAAGAUCAUAGUGAAUCAUGUUGGUUAUUAACUUUUUGUGCAAAGGGUGGGGCUAUUAUCUAUGCUUAGGAUAUCUAGGCUAGGCUGAUGUGUAGUGAUUUUUGUAUCUUUAUUGAUAUUUUGCCAAGAUAUGUUGGCGUUUCCCUUGUAAAUUUCACUCAGAAAGUGAUGUAUUUUAGUUAAUUUAAAAGAGAUGAAUGAUCAUUGUUAGAUAAA
Molecule: messenger RNA, 3427 nt
Organism: Nymphaea colorata (pocket water lily)
Lineage: Eukaryota; Viridiplantae; Streptophyta; Magnoliopsida; Nymphaeales; Nymphaeaceae
Product: serine/threonine-protein phosphatase BSL1 homolog
Exons: 21
Coding region: 312-3026 (904 amino acids)
Biological process (GO): brassinosteroid mediated signaling pathway
Molecular function (GO): phosphoprotein phosphatase activity; protein binding
Source: RefSeq, a predicted model, not a curated record